AUGGCUUUCACAAGAAAAUCGUCUCGGUUCCGCUUCUGGCGCUCGUCUGCUUCUUUGGCACCGGAGAAACCGCUCGCUGCUGCAUCUCCUGCGCCGUCGUCGUCUCAGGCUGUGGUUAGCGCGCCAGUGCCGGAAGAUAGAGACCGACUCGUCAUUGUCGUCUCCGCCGAUCAUAAACUCUCCGUCGUCUCCCCCCGAAUCAAGCACUCCAUCAUCCCCCCGGAAUCAAGCACCCCGCCCACGCCAGCCGACCACACGCGGUCGCCGAAAUCAGCGCAUCAGUACAUCAUUCCCGAAUGCUGCAAAGCCGACACGGAAGCGCAGGACGUAUCUUCGCCGUGGGAUGAGCAUGUGGACGAUUACGUGUCGGCUGUGAUUGCGAUUCCGCAUUUGAGCGCGAUGCAGAGGUUUGAGAUGCUGAAUCGCGUGAAUGAGUUGCUUGUGCCGCUCAAGUCGGAGUGAUGGAGGUGUAAAAGGGAGGUAGAGUUUUAUAGUCAGACGAUUAGAUGUAUUUGUG
Messenger RNA from Myxozyma melibiosi, 517 nucleotides. RefSeq lists its product as uncharacterized. Bases 1 to 462 code for a protein of 153 amino acids. The transcript is spliced from 2 exons. Lineage: Eukaryota; Fungi; Ascomycota; Lipomycetes; Lipomycetales; Lipomycetaceae. The record is from RefSeq and is a predicted model, not a curated record.